Eucalyptus grandis is the source of this 699-nucleotide messenger RNA. Its product is annotated as heme-binding protein 2-like. NCBI's taxonomy places the organism in Eukaryota, Viridiplantae, Streptophyta, Magnoliopsida, Myrtales, Myrtaceae. The record is from RefSeq and is a predicted model, not a curated record.
AUGGCCGCGACGAACAUGUUGCUGAAGCUUUCGAUGUUCUUCAAUAUCUUGUCCCGCCCGCACUUGGGACUUUGGUCAAAUCAGAAGGACGUGAAGGUGUUCCCGCCGACAUGCGACCGCAUCGAGUGCCCGAGCUUCGAUGUCGUACACGUGGGCGACGGAUAUGAGAUCCGGCGGUACAAUUCCACGGUGUGGAUAGCCACUGCUCCUAUUCCCGGCAUCUCGCUUGUCGAAGCCACACGCUCCGGCUUCAUCCAGCUAUUUGACUACAUACAAGGUAAGAACAGCUACCAGAAAAAGAUAGAGAUGACAGCACCGGUGAUCACCGAGGUCUCUCCAAGUGACGGUCCGUUUUGCGCAUCCUCGUUUGUGGUGAGCUUCUAUGUCCCGAAAGAGAACCAAGCGAACCCGCCCCCGGCGGAAGGCCUCCAUGCUCAGAGGUGGAAGCCCAGGUACAUUGCCAUCAGACAGUUCGGAGGAUUCGUCGCCGACUAUGAUGUUGCAGUGGAGGCAGCUGCCUUGGAAGCCAGCCUCAGCGGCACCACAUGGGCUAAUGCCAUCGAGAAGAGCCGUGAGAAAGAGAGCGGCACCGGCACUUCGUCAUACACGGUCGCGCAGUAUAAUUCUGAGUUCGAGUUCAAUAAUAGAGUGAAUGAGAUAUGGAUGCCAUUCGACUUGGAUGAUGCUUCCUCCGUAUGA